AUGAAGGAAUAAAUCUUAAUAUUUGGAGAGGCAAUUAAUUUAAAUAAAGAUAAAUCUGCAAAAUAAAGCUUUUUCUUAAGAUAUAUAUAAUUUAUUAACUAAUUGGGAUAUAACAUAAAAGCAUUUGAAUAAUUGAAUAUCUAAAAAAUUUAUGAGAUAGAUUAAAAGUAAUUAUUAUCAUAUUAAAACUAGUUCUUAAAUAAACCUUUAAAAAAGUGAAAUAAAUUAUGGAGAACCAAAUAAUAGUUUAGAUUAGAAAAGUUACUCUGGGUAAAAAUUUUUAAAUGAUUAGUAAUUGAAUGAAUUUAACAAAAUUAAAGUUGGUAAAUUGAAUAUAAUCAGAUAAAUAAAGCUCAGAUUAAUCUCAGAGAAUAUUAAAAAUUCUAUGAGUAAUGCUUUCAAAAAAUAAAAUAAUCUUUAAGAAAAUAUAGAACAUGCUGUAAAUUUAUUCAUAAUCUCCGAAAACGGAAAUAAAAAAUUAAAAUAAAAGAUUCUGAUGAGUUUAAACAGAAAAAGAUAAUUAUUUAAUAAUCUUGUUAUGAAUAAUAUCAAAUUGUUUACAGAAGCAAAAUAAUUAUUGAUUAAAUUAAAAAAAAUCGAGAGAUAAUUAGAUAAAUUAUAUGAUUAAUUUCCAAGUAGAAAAAUGCAAGCUUUAAGUGCUUUUUUUUAAGCAGAAAUAAUGAAUAACUACUUUAGUGCUUACAAAAUUUCAAUGUUAGCUUCAAUUUCCGAUGAAAAGCUUUUGAAAAUGCAAUCUUAAAUAUCAUUAGAUCUUUUCUCAAACAAAAUUGAGUAUUUAAUUUUUGGGUUUGAUUAACAUUGUCAUCGUUUAAAGAUCUAAUAAACAAGUAAUCGAAUUCAUUAAUUUUUCGGAUAUUCGUUAGAAUAAUUUAUAUCAUAAGAUUUUAUUGAAUUUAUAUUACCUCAAGGCUUUCAUAUAAUUCAUUAAAAUUUAGUUUAAAAUUUUUUAUAAACUGGUGAAUCAAAAUUCUUUAGAUCAAUAAAUUUGAGUUUCUGUUAAACAAUCAAUAAAUUUAUGAAACCUUUAGAUUUUUUUUUUGAUAUUAAUUUAGCGAGUUUUGAUGAUUUAAGAUUCAUUUCAUUUUUAUAAGAAACUUAAAUAUAAUCUGCUUAUUUAUUUUGUUGUUAAAACAAUAGAAUACAAUCAAUGACAAAAAAUAUAGUAUAAAAAUUAGGUGUUCCAUCAAAAUAUGGAUAAUAACUUGUGAAUCUAUUGUUAAAAUAAUAAAUUACAAAAUUUUUUCCUAAAUAUCACAAUAUUUAUGAAUCAUUUAUAACAAGAGGAUCUAUAUUAAAUAAGGAUUAAUUUGAAUAAACAAUUUAAGAUGAUAAAUAAAGUUAUUUUGACAAAAGCGAAAAUUAAAUAAUAAUGAACAUACCAGAACUGUAGAUAUUAGAAAAUUAGUAAAAAAUUAAUUGGAAUGAAAAUGAUCAUAUACAUUAAUUGUAUGUAGAUGUAGUUUUUCACCUAAGAAAUGUUUAAUAAGAUAUUUUUGAAUAUUUAAUAGUAGAAAUAAGAGAAGCUAAAAAGAUGACGAAUACAGAACUAUCUACUCCUUAUUAAACUGAACGACCAUUAAGUACAAAUAAUAAUCUUGAAUAUCUUGUAUAACAAUCAGAUUUUGAUAAUAACUUUGGGAUAAUUGAAGACAAUGAAAUAUAUUAAAUUAAUACACCUCAAGCAUUAGAAUUGGAUAAUUUUGAUUAACAGAUUCAUUUUGGAUAAAGACUUAAAAUUUCUCAUAACAGUUAACAUUUGUAUCCUAACAUUUCAAUAGUAUUAGCGAGUCCCAAAGAUAGCACAGUUAGACUUAUAGAUGAUAAGCCAGAAAUAAGUUUAUAAAGAGAAGUAAAUUAAAAAGUAAAAAAUUUGAAAAAUAAAUAAUAAAAUUAAUACUUUUUUGCACAAUAAUAAAAAGAAGAUUAAGAUUCAAGUAAUUACAUAAGUAGUUUGCGUCCUAAUUAACAAGACGAAAAUAACCAGCUUUAAUUAGUUGGAAUAGAUUAAGAAGUGUAAAAUAGAAUUAAGUUACAAAUUUAAGAUGAUAAUAUUGAAAAUAAUUAGAUUCUACAAAGGAAAUAAGAUGGAUCAGAAACAAGCUCUUUAGGUGAUAUCAAAAAAUCUAAAUAUUCAAAGAAAUAUAUAUUAAUACAAAAGAUUAUAAGUUCGCCAAAAUUUUCGCAUCAUUUUAAUAAAAUGAAGUACAUAUUAAGUUUGUUGUUUUUAAAUUUUGUAAUUUUUGGUUUAGUUGAGGUAUACUUUUUAAAUUCUGAUUUACCAUAGUUUUUAAAGGAAUUAGAUUUAUUAUAAAUAAAAGUCAAUAUCAUAGGUCCUAUAGACAAUUAUAUUGUUGGAUAGAAUGAUGUAGUAAAUUAUUAAAUAUUGGUGCUUCAAAAAAAAAUGACAGAAAUAGAAGCUUAAAAAAAUUCAAUAUAUUCUGUAAAUGAAAUAAAUUACACAUUUUAUGAAUUAAAAACUAGCUUUGAAAAUUAAUUGCAAAAUCCUUAUAUAGACCCUUUUUUUGAGGAUAGAUAUAUAGAUGUAUGGAUGGCAAAAUAUCCAAAUUUAGUGAGCUAUAAUAUUAGAGUAAGAGAAGCUAUUUAGUUGGAACUUGAAGCAGCUUUGAAUUUUAUUUAGAUAGAUUUUUUAAGAGCAACUAACAUAGAUUUCACAUAAGGGUUUUUUGCAUUUUUAUUUAAAAAUUAUUAAUCUUUAAGACAUUUAUUUUAAAAUUUGAAUGAAGAAAUGUUGGACUAUUCUACAAAUAGAUCUACAUUAGUAUCUAAAAAUUGGCAUUAAUUAUUAAUUCCAAUAUUAAUUAUUGGUUCUUGUUUAAUGAUGGCAUCAAUGAUUUUUUAUAGGAUCUACCUUUAACAAUAUGAUAGAUUUUUACAAUUAUUUUCUUAUAUUGAUAGUGUUUGGAUACAAAAUGAUAUAGCUAGAUAUAGGGGAUUCGUAGGUUUACUAAACAAGAACUAAGAUGUUCUAUUUAAAUAUUAAUUUGAUAUAGAGACAAAAGAGAAAAUAAUAUAAAAUGAAGAAGAAAAGAAAGAAUAAUAAAGAUAAAAUCAAACAUAGUAAAAAGAGAAAUAAAAUUUAGGAUUCAUAAGAUUAUCAUAGAAAAUGAGUUAUAUACCAUCAACAUUAACUUUUUUACUUAUUUAUGGGGUAUGUUUCAUUUUUUGCUUCAUUUCAAAUUCUUUGGGAUAAAAUUAUUAUUAAAAAUAUCCUGAAACAACAAAAUUUUUUAAUUUAUUGUCUGAUUUGAGUAUGGCAAGUAGUGGAAUAUUCUCUAUGAGAGAAAUUAGCUACACUAUUUAAGGAAAUGACACUAUUUUUUAUUUUUUUCCUGAGAAAAAUGCUUCUUAUUUUAUUGAUGUUUUUUUUAAACAUGUUAAAGUAAUUGAUAAUUUUUUAGAAGGGUUUGCAAUUUUUGAUUCAUCAAAUUAUAUAACAUCAGAAAGAUUUGUUGCUAAUUUUUAUGAAUUAAUGAAAAGUGAUAUUUGCAUGUUUCUUCCUGAAGUAUUUAUAUAUAAUAAUUGAAAAUAGUAUAAAAUUUUUGGAGCUUAACAACACUGCAACUCAGCUUUAGAUGGAGUGAUGAGAAAUGGUAUGAUAUAAACUCUGAAUAAAGUAAGAAAUUAGUUAUUAAAUGAAUUUGAAUAAUCUAACAAUUUUUCAAUUGAAACUAUAAAUAUUUAAUCUGAUUUAGAGAUUGGAUUAAUAGCUUAUGAUGUUCUUAACGAUUUACGAGAUUAAUUUUAAAAUGAGUUAACUAAUACAACUAAUGCUUUAAUCCAAUAAGUUUUGGUAUAUUUAAAUAAAAUAUAUAGAUAAUUAAUAUUACAUUCAUAAUAUUAUUGA
Paramecium sonneborni is the source of this 3886-nucleotide messenger RNA. NCBI's taxonomy places the organism in Eukaryota, Ciliophora, Oligohymenophorea, Peniculida, Parameciidae. The record is from the annotation of a GenBank genome assembly.